AUGAUCUGCCGACCAUGCUUGCGGCGGAUGACAGCCAUCCGGCCGGCCGCCCAAUUAGCCCUCCGACCAUUCUCUGUGUCCGCGCCGUGGCGUGAGCCCGCCGCUGCAGCCGCCCAAGACGCAACCGCCUCCGAUCCCCUAGCACCCGCGACCACGGCCCCGAGCGACGGCGGCAGCGCAAAGGCGCCUCUGUCGUCGUGUCCCAAGGGCACGGUCCUCAGCGGCCUCAACUACUUCAAGGGCAAACAGGACCCCGUGGCGCGCGCAGACGAGGAGUACCCCGAGUGGCUAUGGCAGUGCCUGGACGUGCAGAAGAAGGCCGCCGAGGAGGCCGAUGCCGACGCUGGUGAUGAGUUCUCCAAAUCAAGAAAACAGCGACGGCUAGCGGCCAAGCGCCAGCGCCAGCUCGAGGCCAAGCUCCUCGCGUCCGGAGACAUCGAGGCCCUGGCCCCCAAGAUCCCGCUGCAGCAGCAGUCCAUCAACCUGCCCGGCGGCGAGAACAACAGCGUCGAGAACGCCGUCUUCGCGGCGGACAAGCGGGAGGAGCUGCGCAAGGCGAUGCGCAAGGAGCGCAAGAGCAAGAUCAAGGAGACCAACUACCUCAAGUCCAUGUAA
Messenger RNA from Thyridium curvatum, 615 nucleotides. RefSeq lists its product as uncharacterized. Gene Ontology annotation, molecular function: structural constituent of ribosome. The transcript has 2 exons. Gene Ontology annotation, cellular component: mitochondrial large ribosomal subunit. The record is from RefSeq and is a predicted model, not a curated record. The coding region runs from base 1 to 615 and encodes 204 amino acids. Lineage: Eukaryota; Fungi; Ascomycota; Sordariomycetes; Thyridiales; Thyridiaceae.